Messenger RNA from Doryrhamphus excisus (bluestripe pipefish), 4109 nucleotides. RefSeq names its product solute carrier family 4 member 5a (gene slc4a5a). Gene Ontology annotation, molecular function: sodium:bicarbonate symporter activity; solute:inorganic anion antiporter activity; monoatomic anion transmembrane transporter activity. Lineage: Eukaryota; Metazoa; Chordata; Actinopteri; Syngnathiformes; Syngnathidae. Gene Ontology annotation, biological process: regulation of intracellular pH; transmembrane transport; bicarbonate transport. Gene Ontology annotation, cellular component: plasma membrane. The record is from RefSeq and is a predicted model, not a curated record.
GUCAGUUCUAGUUUUCCUAUCAUCGAACCGAUGAUGAGACAGAGAGAGAGAGAGAGGGAGAGAGCGACAGAAAGUUAGACAGUUUGCAGACGCUAACAAUUACCAUGGAGUGUUUUCCUCUUUGCUGCUUUUGUUUUAUUUGCAAGUUUGUCGGUACUUUGUCGGCAUUUUUUACUGAUGUGACCAAGUAAAGUACUAAUCGUUAUUUGUUUGUUUUGAGUCAUCUGGCUGACAACUGAACCAGGAUGGACCAUGGAGACCGAGGGAUGGGUGUCUCUCACCUUCGCUAUGAGGAGGAGGAGGCAGACCAUCAGUCUAUCUACAUCGGCGUCCCGGUUCCUCAAGGAUAUCGACGGAAGCGCAGGCGAAGGCGUUCUAGUCAUGAUACCGCCAACACAGACCGAGACCGACUCUACGGUCAUCACAGACACCACGACCAUGACCAGUAUCGAGACGAGACGAGUAUCGAUAUGGAGGAAGGGCUGAUGGAUUUGCACGAUCAGAGUCUACAAGACAUCAACUGCACAAUGUCUCCAGCGGCAGAGCGGCUACGUUACAUACUGAGUGAAGAUGAUGACAUGCCGACACCGACGCUCUUCACUGAGAUGGACACUUUACAGCGAGAAGGGGACGAGCUGGAAUGGAAGGAGUCUGCAAGGUGGGUGAAAUUUGAGGAGAAAGUAGAAGAAGGAAGCGAGAGAUGGAGCAAACCGCACGUUUCCACGCUGUCCUUGCACAGUCUGUUUGAGCUCAGGACGUGUCUUCAGACAGGAACUAUUCUACUGGACCUGGAUGGAUAUUCUCUGCCUCAAAUAGUUGAUGACAUUAUCGAGAGACAGAUCGAGGAGGGCAUGAUAGCUCCUGAGCUCCGAGAUAAGAUCAGUUUUGUUCUGCUGAGGAAACAUCGACACCAAACCAAGAAGCCUAUCCAUCGAUCUCUAGCUGACAUCGGAAAGUCCGGCUCCUCCACCCCUCGAGCGACAGGGCAGAGAGGGGCGCCAGGCGCGGCGCCCGUGCCCAAUUAUAACAAAUCCACGGAAGACCUUCGGAUCAAACAGCAGCCUGGCAACUACGGUCGCCUACGUCACGCUCAGAGUCGCAGUAUGAAUGACAUUGCAGACACACCCAGCACAGACCAACUGAAAAACAAAUUCAUGAAGAAGAUCCCCAGAGAUGCCGAGGCGUCAAACGUGCUCGUGGGGGAAGUGGAUUUUCUCAACAAACCCUUUGUUGCCUUUGUGCGCCUUUCCCAAGCGACAACACUCGGAGGUCUGACGGAGGUGCCCGUACCCACCAGAUUCCUCUUUAUUCUCUUGGGACCCCAAGGAAAGGCCAAGUCGUAUAAUGAAAUAGGCCGAGCCAUAGCAACCCUGAUGGUGGAUGAUCUCUUCAGCGAUGUUGCCUACAAAGCCAGAGACCGCGAAGACCUCAUUGCAGGCAUAGAUGAGUUUUUGGAUGAGGUCAUUGUGCUCCCACCAGGGGAGUGGGAUCCAAAAAUCCGUAUUGAGCCGCCCAAGAAAGUUCCCUCGGCAGACAAAAGAAAGUCCGUGUUCUCCUUAAAUGAACUGGGGCAGAUGAACGGUACAGCAGGUGGAGGAGGCGGUCUGGCUGAAGACGAGGAGAUGCCAGCACAACAUGAACUAGGAGAGGAGCUGGCCUUCACUGGACGCUUCUGCGGUGGAUUGUUCCUGGACAUAAAACGCAAAUUACCAUGGAUACCCAGCGAUUUCUACGAGGGUUUCCACAUUCAGUCCAUCUCUGCUGUGCUCUUCAUCUACUUGGGAUGCAUCACAAAUGCCAUCACCUUCGGAGGCCUGCUGGGUGAUGCCACAGACAACUACCAGGGUGUCAUGGAGAGUUUCCUCGGUACAGCACUGGCCGGUUCUGUCUUCUGCCUUUUCGGAGGUCAGCCCCUCAUCAUCCUCAGCUCCACUGGACCCAUCCUCAUAUUCGAAAAACUCCUGUUUGACUUCAGCAAGAAUAACAACAUUGAUUACAUGGAGCUGCGCCUGUGGAUCGGCAUCCACUCAUGCUUGCAGUGUUUCAUCCUGGUGGCGAGCGACGCCAGUUACAUCAUCAAGUACAUGACACGUUUUACCGAAGAGGGCUUCUCCAGCCUCAUUUCCUUCAUCUUCAUCUCCGAUGCCAUCAAGAAGAUGGUCGGCUCUUUCCAAUACUACCCCAUCAACACCAACUUCAAACCCGACUACAUCACCUCGUACAAGUGCGAGUGCUUGGCGCCAGACCCGAUGGCUGCAAUGAUCUUCAAUGGUUUAGUUCUGAUGCCAGAUAACAGCUCUAGUGUCUCUGGGUUGAAUGUGACAGUUCUGGACUGGAGCCAGCUGAGUAAGAAGGAGUGUUUGAAGUACGGGGGUUCUUUGGUGGGGAACGCCUGCAAGUACGUCCCGGAUCUGGCGCUUAUGUCCUUCAUCCUCUUCUUCGGGACGUACUCCAUGACUGUCACUCUCAAGAAGUUCAAGUUCAGCCGCUACUUCCCCACCAAGCUGAGGAAACUCAUCAGUGACUUCUCGAUCUUCAUGUCAAUCAUGACGUUUGUGGGCCUUGACAUGCUGAUGGGUCUCAAAACCCCCAAGUUAAUUGUUCCAACAGAAUUCAAGCCUACUCGGUCGGAUCGUGGCUGGCUUGUGAUGCCGUUUGGAAAGAACCCCUGGUGGGUUCACGUGGGCAGUUUUGUCCCUGCCCUCCUGGUCACCAUCCUCAUCUUCAUGGAUCAGCAGAUCAGCGCUGUCAUUGUCAACCGCAAAGAAAACAAACUCAAGAAAGGUUGUGGCUACCAUUUGGAUCUAUUCUGGGUGGGCGUCUUGAUGGCCGCUUGCUCCUUCUUGGGUCUGCCCUGGUAUGUUGCUGCCACCGUCAUCUCCAUUGCCCACAUCGAUUCUCUAAAAAUGGAGAGUGAAUCCAGCGCUCCAGGAGAGCAGCCGCAAUUCCUCGGGGUCAGAGAACAGCGAGUCACGGGCAUCCUAGUGUUUGCUCUCACCGGGGUUUCCAUCUUCCUUGCUCCAGUGCUGAAGUUCAUCCCCAUGCCUGUACUGUAUGGCGUCUUCCUCUACAUGGGGGUGGCUUCCCUUGGCGGAAUCCAGUUCUGGGACAGGAUUAAAUUGUACAUGAUGCCAUCCAAGCACCAGCCCGACCUCACCUACCUGCGCCAUGUUCCCCUGAGGAGGGUGCACCUCUUCACCCUGAUCCAGAUCAUAUGCCUGGCUGUACUCUGGAUACUCAAAUCGACAUUUUUAGCAAUCAUCUUUCCGGUUAUGAUCCUGGGUCUGAUGGUUGUUCGCAAAAUGCUGGACAUGGUCUUCUCCCAGCACGACCUGGCUUGGCUGGAUGACUUGCUGCCUGAGAAAGAGAAGAAAAAGAAGGACGAUGACAAGACGAAGGGGAAAGACAAGAAAAGGCUCAAACUGGAUGCCAGUGAGGAUGAGGAGAAGUACAGCCCUUACAGCAACCAUUCACCAAGUUCGGAUUCAGACGUGGAUCGCAGCAUCACCCUCCACCUGAAGAUAUCCUGCCCGUCAUCUCCGGCAAUGCCAUUGGGGCGCGGGACGGCCUGCCCCAUCCCACAGGUCAAGAUCGAAGUGGAGUCUGACUACGACUCGGACGUGGACCACCAUCGGCCUCGGGACAUGAGCAGCGAGACCACGUUGUGAAGCGGAUGCUGCUUACAUGUUGAUGCCGUUCCUUUGAUAUAUAUAUAUAUAUAUAUAAAAAUAUAUAUGUGUGUAUUACUGUAUUAUUACUGCAAAAAAUAUGUAAUCAUUGUACCAAAUUUGUCUAUGAUGACAGAAUGUCUAGGCCCUUUAAAAAGGUAUAUAUUUGACUUGAUAUUGUCAUGUAAAGUACUGUGUUAUUUGUAUCAUAUGUAUAUUUCCUUUAACCCUCCCCCCCACUCCAAAUGCCUCAAUGAAAUGCUCCAUUUUGGGACCUGGAAAAAAAAAAAGAAACAACCAAAAAGUUUAUGGAUUAAUGAAGUUAUAAGUAUAAGGUUAAAGAUGGUAGAGUUUUAUGAGAAAAUGCCCCCCCCCCCCAAACUAUAUUUGAAUAAUGAAUCAAAUCACAAAUUACAUUAUAUAUGAAAUAAAAAAAAAAUA